Molecule: messenger RNA, 1614 nt
Organism: Biomphalaria glabrata
Lineage: Eukaryota; Metazoa; Mollusca; Gastropoda; Planorbidae
Exons: 5
Coding region: 381-1136 (251 amino acids)
Source: RefSeq, a predicted model, not a curated record
CGUGUUACUUAUCCAAUCACCUAGACGUUCUUACCAGGCCAUGUAUCGAACCAGACGUUACAGUGUCGGUCUGUAAAUGCAUACACAUGACACACGCCUGUUCUUAACGUCUGGGUGUUUAAAGAACCAUUAACAGUUUAAAAAAAAUAAAUGGGAUAAUCGUACGAACAAAAAAUAAAAAUCCGUUAAUCGAAUAUCGUACAGUAUCGAUCCACUAAGGGGUUUCACAUUACCGAUACAUAGAGAGGUAGAGAAUGAGGAAUUGUUAGCUGUGUACUGAUGCAUGAACAUUGUUCGAUCUGCAGGAUAAGGAAGGAGCAUUAGUUGCCUGUAUUGUGUCAAUAGUGUGAAAACAAACACAUAUUCGGACACACUGUGACAUGGAGAAGACCGAGCAGAGCAGUACCAUGAAAGCAAGGAAAGUAAACUACGAUGAAUUCUCAGGUACAUUCACAAUAGAGACUAGGUUAGAAGCUCUUAGACGUCAGGUUUUAACACACGCUCAACUGGUCAACGUGCUGAACAGAUCCCAGGAAGCCAAGCUCAGAUUUACAUCCAAGAAAAACCAACAGGCCAUUGAUAUUGUGUGUCGCCGACUUGACAAGGAGGGUCAGUUGUACAAGCAAACUUUAAAAGAAAGAUUAGCGUACUUGGAAAUACUCAGAGACUUUGCACAGAGAGAGACACACAGCGAUGACAUGACCUAUGCUGAUCUAUAUGACCUUGGCCUUUCACGAAAAGAGUUAAAAGAAAUGAUAGAGGAAAAAGUAAAAGAAUCAACGCCGUCUGCUAAGAGGCAGAAACUAUGUCAACAUAUUUUAAACACUAGAAGAUUAGUGAAAGUAUUUGACAGGACCAAGUCUACGUCAGCUCUGCUCAAGAUGAAAGACAGCAUCGUCAGUCGUCCAGUCACCGAACAGCAAGUGGUCACUCAGAAACCCACAGUCUACUCUCCAAGGGUCAGGGCAGCCAGACUGGUCCUCCCUCCAAUCUCAGUCAGCUGGUCAGAGGAGAAAACAAAAAGUAGGGUAAGGAGGAAGGGUCAACACGAGUUGAGAAGUUCGCCUUUUUUCUUGACCAACGAGCCUGCAGCAGACUGUCCGAAUUCUGCCAGCAAACUACCAGAGUUACAUUAAAGAAAUCAAAAUAUGCCAACGGCCCUGAAACUAAAGGUUAUCCGUGAGAGGCGAUGCCUUGAACAUUAUUGACAGUGUCAAUGACAUUUUUUUUAAUACAAUGUUAGCGAUUACAAAACACCAACCACAGGACAAAUAUCUUGGGCUGAAGUACACAAUAGUUUAAACAAACAAGCUUGCAAGAUUGAGAAUAGAAACUGUUAUUAUAAAUAUCACUGCCUCUAGUCAGUAUUAGACAUUCGAUUGUCACUUAUUGUUGAUGGUUUAUUUGUUGGACUGUUUGAUUUUUUUUCCACUCAGUGUUUAUUAUAUUGUGUACAUAAUCUCCUUAUAAUCAUUAUAGGUAUUGAUCUUAAACUACUCUCUCUUUUUUUCUAUAAUCAUUUUAUUCUAGUAAAUGUUUGUUAUAAAUAAACCUGCUUAGAAGUUUAUAUGUACAAAGUGUAGUUACAGAAUUAAAAGACUUUUACUUAAGUAA